AUGAAUAAUAUUAUUAAUCCCAAAUGGACUACUCUAUACAAAAAGAUACAAAUAUUCUCAGAAGAAUAUACUAUAAUAGUUCCUAAUAUCAGUCAACUCUUAAUACAAGACAUCAGAAUGAUUCAUUCUCUUUUAAUCGAUCUCCAUAAAGUUUUAUCUAUAGUAGCCAAAUUGAAUGAAAAAGCUAUAUUUGAUUCAUUAUUAGAACAUCCUUGCAAUACUAUUAUACUGGACAGAUAUAUAAACAAUAACAGUUUUGAUAAAGAACUCCUUACGGAUCCUAAGAAUAUUCAAAAUGAAACAGCAAGACACUUUCAAAGAGUAGUUGAAUCAUAA
Funneliformis mosseae is the source of this 336-nucleotide messenger RNA. NCBI's taxonomy places the organism in Eukaryota, Fungi, Glomeromycota, Glomeromycetes, Glomerales, Glomeraceae. The record is from the annotation of a GenBank genome assembly.